Amaranthus tricolor (Joseph's coat) is the source of this 1273-nucleotide messenger RNA. RefSeq names its product transcription factor ILR3-like. The transcript is spliced from 6 exons. The coding region runs from base 289 to 993 and encodes 234 amino acids. The record is from RefSeq and is a predicted model, not a curated record. Lineage: Eukaryota; Viridiplantae; Streptophyta; Magnoliopsida; Caryophyllales; Amaranthaceae. Gene Ontology annotation, molecular function: protein dimerization activity; DNA-binding transcription factor activity. Gene Ontology annotation, biological process: intracellular iron ion homeostasis; regulation of DNA-templated transcription.
UCAUAUUUUUACUACUUCUCAUACUUUUUUAAAAAUCGCUCUUUUCUCUUUAAUUUAAAUCUCGCCAAGACAGAAGGAGUAAUUGUUUAUGCACUUUUCAAGUCACUUUCCAGUAUAGGAAGACAGAAUUUUGUUAUUGACAUUGACAUAAUGUGCUGCAAGUGGUGAAAGAAUAACUAAUACGAACCAACAACGAGGUCAAAGUUAUGGAUAUGCCAUCACUAAUUUGAUAAUUGCACACAAGAAAGUGGAUUCUCUUACUGAAGUUUAUCAGAGUAAGAUCCUGAUAUGGAGUCUCUUAUAGGGGAGGAGUUAGAUCUCAACUGGGUUUGCUGUCUUCUUGACGAUGAUUCGAGCCCAUAUUGCGAGUCUUUUCGGGGUCCUAAUCCUCUUGUCAAUCCUUUUCCUACUUCCAUCUCACAUAGUGUAAGUACUCAAGAUUCUUCUGCACAUCUGGAUGAAAAUGAAGAACAUGAUCGAAAAAGGGUUCGUGUUGCGUUAGGCACUGCAUCUAGCUCGAAAGCUUGUCGUGAGAAACAGCGGAGAGACCUUGUGAAUACGAGGUUCUUUGAGUUAAGUGAACUGUUAGAGCGUGGAACAACACCCAAGUUAGACAAAGCUGGUAUACUAAUUGAUGCGAUUCGAACGGUGAAACUGUUACGUGAAGAGACUAAGAGCUUGACCUGCCAGAAUACGGAACUAAAGCAGAAGAUCACUGAUUUAAAGGCUGAGAAGACUGAACUGCGAGCUGAAAAGCGCAGAUUGAAAUCGGAGAAAGAAGAGACGGAGAAACGAAUCAAAGCAAUAGGUAGUCAUUCUAGCUUGCAGCUUCACCCAAGUUCGGCAUCAAAUUCAUAUGCUAUCCCUUGUCAAGCAGUUGGUGGAAAACUGAUGCCCAUAGUCAAUUACACCAAUGUUCCGAUGUGGCAAUUUGUGCCUCAAGCUGCUUUCGAUAUCUCACAAGAUCAUGUCCUUCACCCUCCUGUCGCUUAAGCCGAAGACAUUAGGCUUCUUCAGUGAUUCUGUAUAAUGGGAUCAUGGAGAAUCUGAUUCUGUGCUGAGGACGUGAAUUUAUCUUGCUCUGUUUGCUCCAUAUCAUUCUGUUUUAAUCGCUAAUUUGCUCAAAAGAAUAGUAUUAAUUUGGCACAUGACAGGAAGUAUGAAAGAUAUGGAGCAUUAUUAUCUUAUGCUUUAUCUUUAGAGAUUAAAUUCGCUAACUGUUUCGUUUUUUGAAUUCAUUAGUCAAUCAAAAUGACCCAAAAAUAGCCCAAAA